CCUUUCACCAUAUUGCAUUCAAGAUGGCUCCCCGUAAUAGAGGAGACAAGAAGAAGUCGACCAUGAAUGAGGUGGUCACUCGGGAGUACACCAUCCACAUGCAUAAGCGCAUCCACGGAGUCUCAUUCAAGAGACGUGCACCCAGAGCUGUUAAGGAGAUCAGGAAGUUUGCAGAGAAGGCCAUGGGAACUCCUGAUGUAAGAAUCGACUCCAAGCUGAACAAGGCUGUCUGGCAACAGGGUGUCAGGAAUGUUGCGUACAGAAUCCGUGUUCGAUUGGCCCGCAAGAGGAACGAGGAUGAAGAUUCUGUCCACAAACUGUACACCUUAGUCACAUAUGUACCUGUUACAACAUUUAAAGGACUACAGACAGUUAAUGUGGACAAUUCAGAAUAACUCUCCUGUACAAAACAAGAAAAAUAAAUAAAAUAGCAAAAAAAGUUAACACAUUAUUUUGUGUAUUGUGGAGAUAGUUGGAUUAAAUUAGUGAGGAUAACAAAACGCCAAAAGGAAAGAACAUAAUACUAGAAUGUUCUAUUGAAAAAGGAAUCUUAAUGCAGAUGCAGUCUGAUUCUGUCCUUGGUGUUCAUUGGGAAACCAUUAAAGGAAUAUUCCUUGCAACCCCAUCGCUGCCUUGAUGUCACCAUGACAUGAAAUAUGCCUGAGUUCCCCCAAUGUAAUUCCUCCAAUUUUCAGCAUUAAGUUACAAAUAUAAAUUGAUAUGAAACAAUAAAGUCAAAACAUCUACAAAGGUAGCUAGACACUGUGCUAUGAUUAUUCCAUCAAACGAAGUUUGUAGUAAUAAAGAGAUUAGAGAAGCCGCCCAUCCAUCCAUUCCAUCAAUUCGUCAUAUUGGUGAAUAGAUUUGUCUGUUCGUGUUUUUUAGCUAUAACUCAGAUACCGGUCGACAGAUUGGUUCGA
Molecule: messenger RNA, 920 nt
Organism: Owenia fusiformis
Lineage: Eukaryota; Metazoa; Annelida; Polychaeta; Sabellida; Oweniidae
Source: the annotation of a GenBank genome assembly